CUUUGGACACUCAUUUAGCUUCAAUUAUAGUGCCAAGAUGGGAGAGUUCAAACACUUGGUGAUAGUUAAGUUCAAGGCAGAUGUGGUGGUGGAGGAGAUCCUCACAGGGCUGGAGAAGUUGGUUGCCGAGAUUGAUGCUGUUAAGUCCUAUGAAUGGGGACAGGACCUGGAGAGCCAGGAGAUGCUUACACAAGGUUUCACUCAUGCCAUCUUGAUGACAUUCGACAAGAAGGAAGAUUACACUCUGUUUCUCAGCCACCCUAAACAUGCAGAAUUUUCUGGUACAUUUUCGACUGUUAUAGAAAAGAUUGUGCUGCUUGAUUUCCCAGCUACUCUUGUCAAGCCUCCACCACCACCACCACCUCCACCAGCAGCAGAAGUUAAAGCAGAGGUUUAAAUCAAAAUAAGUAGCUCUAUAACCAUGAAAGUGGAACUAUGAUGUAUGCUAGCUGCUUCUGCUUGUGUGUGUAUUGUGGUUUGUGCUUACAAAAUCAUGGUAGUUUUCAAUUAUGCAGAUAAGGUGAUGAUUUUAAUGUAAUUUCAACUUGUGUGGAAUUAUAUUAUGGUCAUAUUUCGUAAUCUGAUUGGACAAUUAGCCUAA
Messenger RNA from Rosa chinensis, 601 nucleotides. RefSeq names its product stress-response A/B barrel domain-containing protein At5g22580. The transcript has 2 exons. NCBI's taxonomy places the organism in Eukaryota, Viridiplantae, Streptophyta, Magnoliopsida, Rosales, Rosaceae. The coding region runs from base 38 to 397 and encodes 119 amino acids. The record is from RefSeq and is a predicted model, not a curated record.